Molecule: messenger RNA, 996 nt
Organism: Saccostrea cuccullata (small rock oyster)
Lineage: Eukaryota; Metazoa; Mollusca; Bivalvia; Ostreida; Ostreidae
Product: histone-lysine N-methyltransferase PRDM16-like
Exons: 7
Coding region: 1-981 (326 amino acids)
Molecular function (GO): protein binding
Source: RefSeq, a predicted model, not a curated record
AUGGGCUCCACCCUGGCGCAGAUCGACUCGGCCGAGGAGGAGAGAGCUCUGACCCGGUAUAUGGAAGACCGAGGCAUGCCGAAGAAAAAACAGGUCUGUACGUCUUUUCAAAGUUGUAUAUCCGAGGAGAAUCACAGCAAGAGAAGGAAAAAAAUAAAAGCUGUGAUGUCUCCUCAAGAGCUAGAAGAGGAACUGAAAUAUUAUCAUGAAACAAUUUGCAGACUAGGUGCGUUUGGUCUUGUUCAACCAAGCACGUUUAACAUAUUACCAGUUCUUAAGGUCCCUAAGGGUAAACAAGAUCGAGCUCUUUUGACAGCACCCCCUGGAAUUUCAAUCCGAAACUCGUCGAUUCCUAACGCGGGUUUUGGUGCGUGGACAGAGAUGUUUAUACCUAAGAAAACAAUCCUUGGAAGCUAUGAAGGAAAACUAGUCCCUAUAUCCGAAGUCAGAGAUGCCUCUUACGGAUGGAUUAAAAACAUAGGUAAGAAUGUGUACAUGGUGGACGGUAUAAAUCCUACCCAGAGUAAUUGGCUCCGAUACGUUAACAGCCCAAGGACAGAUGCCGAGGAGAAUGUUUUACCCGUGGUUUGCAAAGAGAAUGUGUAUUAUGUAGUUCCCAGAGAUAUUGCUCCCAAAACAGAAUUAAUGAUUACCUAUGGCAGCAAUUAUGAUGAACUACUGGGUACAGUUAGAAACCACCCAGAUCUAGAAAUUCCACAAAGAUCUUGGCAAAUACGUGUAAACUCUGUUCACAUUGGACAGAAUUCCAGUUUGACGCAUGGCGACGGCUCUCCAGUCCUCUACACUAACUUCCGGCUACAUCUGAAGCCCUCGAAACCAAAACCCAUCAAAUUACUAUUGUCUUUUUACGAAGGAAAAUGGUCGUGGGCAAAAGAGGAGAACUAUUCAUUUUAUUCUGAUUUAAGGAACAAUUAUUUACAUUACCCUUUUAUUUGUGAGAAGAGUGGUAAUAGUGUUUGAAGUACAUGUAUAAAG